AAUGCAUGUGUAGAUUGCCUUAUACGAUGACGUAAUAAUAAUAAAAAACAGGAAAAUGGGUAAUCCGUUCGUGAGAAGCGGAUUGAGCUUCUCCUUUCCAACCAGCAUUCUUCCGCCACUUAAACCCCCCCUGCACGAAACACUCCUCACUAGGAUUCCGAUUGGAUUUCCGAAGCACCGCCGGACGCUUCCGCCGCACUCAUCCUCCUCCUCCUCCUCCUCAAACUUUGACAUCAUUUCCACAACCGAGUCGUGGGAUGGCAGCCUUCUCUUCCGCUUUGGGGACGAGAGCGAGAAAUCUGUUACCACUGAAACAGCAACUGAUGCUCAAAGUCAUCUGGAGGAUCCCGUGCAAGAUUCAAAACUGAGCCAAACAUUGUUGGGAAGAAGAGGGAGUGGUGGUGGCGGUGGUGCUGCCGCUGAGGCCGAUGAGACGGUUGAUGCGCAUUCAGCGACGACCACCGACAGUGCUACUGGCGGCGGUGGCGAAGAAACCACAACCACAAGGUCCAUAACCACAAUCACAACCAUAACCACAACCACAGAAGAUAAAACUCAACUCAGCAAUGAAAUUCAUGCUUUUCCAGCGAUUGGCACCGCCGCCGCUGAGGCCAAGGAGAAUGCUGUUGAUGUGGUUUCAAUGACGAGCACCAGCAGUGCGACUGGCCGCGGUUAUGGUGGUGAAAAAACCACAAUUACAACCACAACCAGCACCACAGCGGAUGGAACUGAAAUCAGCAAUGAAAUCCCUGGUGCUUUCAAUCAGAAGAAAUUGGCAGCCACCGCCGCUGAGGCCAAGGAGAAUGUUGUUGAUGCGGUUUCAGUGACGAGCACCAACAAUGCGACUGGUGGUGGUGGUAGUGGCGGUGGGGAAGAAACCGCGACUACAACCACAACCAUAACAGAUGAAACUCAAGUCAGCAAUGAAAUUGAUGCUUUUCCAGCAAUUGGCGGCGCCGAGGCUGAGGAGAAUGCUGUUGAUGCGGUUUCAGUGACGAGUACCGACAUUGUCACUGGUGGCGGUAGUGGUGGUGGUGAAGAAACCACUACCACAACUACAAGAACAACCACAACAGUUGAAACUCAAGUCAGCAAUGACGUUCAUGCUGAGGGUGAGGACAAUGCUGCUGAUGCGGUUUCAGUGACGAGCACCAGCAUGGCGACUGGUGGCGAAGAAACCACAACUACAACCACAACUGAAGAAACUCAAGUCAGCAAUGAAAUUCAUGCUUUUCCAGCAAAUGGCGGCGCCAAGGCCGAGGAGAAUGCUGUUGAUGCGGUUUCAGUGACGAGCACGGGCAUUGCGACUGGUGGUGGUGAAGAAACCACAACCACAACCACAACCACAAAAGGUGAAACUCAAGUUAGCAAUGAAAUUCAUGCUUUUCCAGCAAUUAGCAGCGCCGGGACCGAGGAGAAUACUGUUGAUGCGGUUUCAGUAACGAGCACGGGCAUUGCGAAGUGUGGCGGUAGUGGUAGUGGUGAAGAAACCACAACUACAACCACAACCACAACAGAAGAAACUCAAGUCAGCAAUGACAUUCAUGCUUUUCCAGCAAUUGGUGGCGCCGAGGAGAACGCUGUUGAUGUGGUUUCAGUGAUGAGCACCAGAACUGCGACUGGUGGCGGUCGUGGUGGUGGUGAAGAAACAACAACCACAACCACAACGACGACCAGAACCACACCAGAUGAAACUCAAGUCAGCAAUGAAAUUUUUUCUUUUCCAGCAAUUAGCGGUGCGGAGGCCGAGGAGAAUGCUGUUGAUGCGGAGGCCGAGGAGAAUGCUGUUGAUGCGGAGGCCGAGGAGAAGGCUGUUGAUGCGGUUUCAGUGGCGAGCAUCAACAUUGCGACUGGUGGCAGUAGCAGUGGUGGCCAAGAAACCACAGCUACAACCACAACCACAACAGAAGAAACUCAAGUCAGCAAUGACAUUCAUGCUUUUCCAGCAAUUGGUGGCGCCGAGGAGAACGCUGUUGAUGUGGUUUCAGUGAUGAGCACCAGAACUGCGACUGGUGGCGGUCGUGGUGGUGGUGAAGAAACAACAACCACAACCACAACUACGACCAGAACCACAACAGAUGAAACUCAAGUCAGCAAUGAAAUUUUUUCUUUUCCAGCAAUUAGCGGUGCGGAGGCCGAGGAGAAUGCUGUUGAUGCGGAGGCCGAGGAGAAGGCUGUUGAUGCGGUUUCAGUGGCGAGCAUCAACAUUGCGACUGGUGGCAGUAGCAGUGGUGGCCAAGAAACCACAGCUACAACCACAACCACAACAGAAGAAACUCAAGUCAGCAAUGACAUUCAUGCUUUUCCAGCAAUUGGUGGCGCCGAGGAGAACGCUGUUGAUGUGGUUUCAGUGAUGAGCACCAGAACUGCGACUGGUGGCGGUCAUGGUGGUGGUGAAGAAACAACAACCACAACCACAACUACGACCAGAACCACAACAGAUGAAACUCAAGUCAGCAAUGAAAUUUUUUCUUUUCCAGCAAUUAGCGGUGCGGAGGCCGAGGAGAAUGCUGUUGAUGCGGAGGCCGAGGAGAAGGCUGUUGAUGCGGUUUCAGUGGCGAGCAUCAACAUUGCGACUGGUGGCAGUAGCAGUGGUGGCCAAGAAACCACAACUACAACCACAACCACAACAGAUGAAACUCAAGUCAGCAAUGACAUUCAUGCUCAGGCUGAGGAGAAUGCUGUUGAUGCGGUUUCAGUGACGAUCUCCAACAAUGCAACUAGUGGUGGCGGUGAAGAAACCACAACUACAAUCACAACCACGGCCACAACAACCACCACAUCAGAUGAAACUCAAGUCUCACCAGUGUUAGCAGAGAAUGCCCCUUCCACAAAUCCAGAAGAUGAAUUCACAGAGGGUAAAGCUGAUACAACAGAUGUUUCAGGAAUAUCAACUUCUAGGAUAGUGGAAUUCAAUAUAGUUGAAGGCACUUCUGAUGGGGAGGACGUAUCUGCAGCUGUUCUUCAACUAUCUUCUAGUGCUGCUUUAUUACCCCAUCCCUCAAAGGCAUUGACAGGUGGGGAGGAUGCUUACUUUGUUGGUUGCCAAAAUUGGUUAGGUGUGGCCGAUGGAGUAGGUCAGUGGUCACUAGAAGGGGUUAAUCCUGGACUAUAUGCUCGUGAACUCAUGGAGAAUUGUGAAAGGUUCAUAUCCAAUUGCAAAGGUUUACCAUUGAUUGAACCAGAAGAAGUCCUUAUUAAAGGUUCAUCAUAUACAAAAUCUCCUGGAUCAUCCACGGUUCUGGUUGCUUAUUUUGAUGGUCAGGCUCUUCAUGUGGCCAACAUUGGAAACUCGGGAUUUAUCGUUAUUAGAAAUGGUGCUGUCUUUAAAAAAUCAUCACCAAUGGUUCACGAAUUCAAUUUUCCAGUACGGGUUGAAAGAGGUGAUGAUCCCUCAGAACUUAUAGAGAAAUACCGAAUUGAUUUGGAUGAGGGAGAUGUGGUUGUUACUGCAACAGAUGGCCUAUUCGAUAACUUGUACGAGCAAGAGAUCACCUCAAUUGUAUUGAAGUCACUGCAAACGGGAUUGGAACUACAGGACAUAGCAGAGUUGUUGGCCACUAGUGCACAAGAGCUGGGGCGAUCUAAAUCUACAAGGAGCCCAUUUGCUGAUGCAGCCGAGGCAUCUGGGUAUGCCGGAUAUAGCGGCGGCAAGCUUGACGACGUGGUCGUUAUCCUGUCAUAUGUAGAAAAGAAACCCGUCGGUAACUUACGUAAGUAAUAUGUACAUGUAUAUAGAGUAAUGCUAGGAUACUAAAAUUUUAAAUUAAAUUUUAUAAACUAAAUGAUAAGGAUGUUGAUAAUUAGAUUAUUACUUAAAUGUUGAUUAACGUGCUUA
Molecule: messenger RNA, 3838 nt
Organism: Malus domestica (apple)
Lineage: Eukaryota; Viridiplantae; Streptophyta; Magnoliopsida; Rosales; Rosaceae
Source: RefSeq, a predicted model, not a curated record